AUGGCAGAUCUACUAUUUCGGACCUUGGUUCUGUUUAUACCAGCGGUUAUAGCUACACAGGUGAGCCCAGGAGCAGAUAGAGCUAGAUCAAAGGAUUCGUCCCACUAUUCAGCAUUGCACAGCCAUCGAGCACAGAGUCUUUGCGAUUUUGUUCGCUUUGAUCCUAUCGAGCCGAACUUAUUCAUCCCCGGCGAAAUUGGACCCGUCAUCAUGUUUUACAACGAGUCCGAACCUCAGUCUGUGGAUAUGGUGUGCCUACUGAGUGAAAUAGUGCCACAUGCCUAUCACACUCCCAUUGAACUCCCACUCAAAGGCGGUAUGGUAUGCAUGCAGCUACUUACGCACCCAUCAACUCCUGGAGAACUACAUGUGCUGAUUACCUCCCAGAGAGAGAUAAUGCCGUUUUGUGAGACGCAGGUUUUUGGCUCGUUGCCAACUCAGAUUGAGGUCGGUUGA
Molecule: messenger RNA, 456 nt
Organism: Haemonchus placei
Lineage: Eukaryota; Metazoa; Nematoda; Chromadorea; Rhabditida; Trichostrongylidae
Source: the annotation of a GenBank genome assembly